Molecule: messenger RNA, 16366 nt
Organism: Paramisgurnus dabryanus
Lineage: Eukaryota; Metazoa; Chordata; Actinopteri; Cypriniformes; Cobitidae
Source: RefSeq, a predicted model, not a curated record
AUUCUAAAUAGGCUUAUACAAUACACUAUAAAUAUGCCAAUAAAAUUUAUAUUUCUUAACGAAUUACAUUAAGAUAAUACAUUCUGAAUUAAGAUGGGUAUUUGGCAAUAACGAAAUUAAGAGAAAGGCUCCGCGGGAUUUGCGUCGGCACUUCUCUCCAUUACUGCCAACAUUAGUCUAUAUCAUCUGUCUAAAUUAUGUAUUUAAGACUCGAUUCAUAUUUAGUUAUACAUUGAAAAACCAAGAUUAGGCUACAUGUUUUUGAUGAGGAAAAUCAUUAAAUCCACUGUAAAUGAAUUCAGCGCGAUCCUGCGCUACUGAUAGUGCAGCAGCAUUGAACUUGACCGCUCAUUUUACCUCACAAAGCCGGAGCGCAAGCCCGAGCCCGUGUAAAAUGUUAGAAAUGAAGCCCGAACCCGCCCGAGCCUGUCGGGUCCCGACGGAUCCCGUCGGGUUCGGGCAAAGAUCUUCAGCUCUAAUCCAUAUCGUUCCGCCAUACUGUUAAACUAUAAUAGCAGAGAGGGACAAAAAGCACUUGCCUACCAAUGCAUUUCCACAACGUGUUUUCAUUCAGAACACAUGAACCAGCUGCAACGGACAAGGAGAUCAGCGAUUACAUAACAGCUACCGUAGUUGCAACACGCAUUUGGAAAGGGGAGGAGCUAGUAAGCACUGUUCGUUUGAAUGCAAAAUACAAUUCCACCACUAGAUGGGGGUAGAUCCUACUGAUUGCCCCUUUAAAGCGUAACUAAACCUCUGGUCAGAGCCUGACUCCACCCACUGGUAAUAUUUGAAAAAUGCAAGAAAAGUGGGCAGAUCCCAAGGAGAUAGAGGGCACAAACUAAGUUUGUGGUGAGAUCGUAACAAGGGCUUGAACCUGCUUACGUCACGAGUCAUUUUUUGGACCCAACAUCCAAUAGGAAAAUUCAACUCCAAUAGCCACCGUUCAACCUGAAGAGGGCAGCACUCAGACGUUUUUACACCAUAUAUUGUAGUAUUGAAACACUUUAUAUCCAAAUGUCAAAAAACUUACAAAAAUCAACAAACAGCACUAAUAAAGCCCCAUUCUUACAGAUCAUUAACUAAAAAAAGUUGGUUUAGGGUUACGCUUUAAAGAUUAUAGGGGUGGUUACAGGAAUUAGUUUAAGACAGGACUAGGCCUUAGUUUAAUUAGGAAAUAUAACUAGUUUUAACAAACAUGCCUUACUAAAUACCUUACUUGUGUGCAUUUUGAAGCAAAACAAAGGGCACUGGUUUAUUUUAAGAUUUGGCAUUUCAGUUUGGACAGCUCUUACAUUUAUUUUAGUCUAGGACUAGUCUAAUCCCUUUCCGGGAAACUGCCCCGUAAACUUUAUUUUACUUUAUAAUCAUAUAAAUAUUUAUUUAAUACAAGAGUGAGUGCAGGUGCAAAAGGGGAGCUUGGCUCUUUUCUAAAGCCCCCCAACCGAAAAUCAUGCGAGCCUACUCAAUAAACUUUAUGAAAUGCAAAGUUUUAUAAAGACAAACAUUUGUUUUAGUUUACAUAUAAACACACUUUGCUAGACAUUUAGGGACCACAAUCUAAUCAGUAUUUAAAAUAAUAUGUAUUUCAAAUUGUAAAAUUUUUUAUAUGUAACAUUUAAUUAUAUUCCUCCAAAUUUAUGCACGUAUGUGUAAGAGCAUAAUUACAGCGCUUUUUACAAUGUGUAAACUUUAGAGAUAAAGAGAGAGAUGUUGGUUUUGCCGGUUGUUGAUGAGUAACAGCUGUGAAUGAUCACAACCCGCUUAACCCUCUGGGGUCUAAGGGGUUUUUAGGGCCCUGGAGAAGUUUUGACCUGCACUGACAUUUGUGCUUUUUUCAGUUGCUUAAAAACAUAAUAAUGGCAAAAGUCUUAUAACACUACAUUCAGCACAAACUGGGCUACUAUAUUAUAUGAUUAACAUGUAUGUACAUGUUUGUAUUUUUGAGAGAAAAAUGUUUAUGCAUGGUUUUUGAAAAAGAAAAAAAUUUAAGUGACUGAUAUAAGUCCACAAAACUCAUUCUAAACAUGUUUUCCCAAGACUUUUCAAAACAGGAUCCAGUAGUCUAGAGUUUUUUCUUUAAAAUGAUUUGAAAAUCAUUCUGCUUACUCCUUCACAUAACACAAUAUAUUGAUUUACAAUUUCAAAGUCACUUUUUGGUUAGGAAGGCAAUAUGCAAGGAGGCUGGAAGCUCUUGAAUAAUCUGUGAUUGACAGCUGAAGAACAAAACAAUUGCAUAAUGAGCUGCAUAAUGAGCCUUUAGGCAGGAAUGUGAAGACGUCAUUGUUGUUACGUGUUUGUUUGUGAAAGCAACACAAAAGAAAUGCCUUCCCAUGCGUGAUCCUGCUUUAAAUAAACUUACUGUGCAGAGAUAUACGCGAAUAAACUGGGUUUUAGAUGUGUUUAGAUGCGUCUUAAUACAAAGUGGGUCAAAUAUGAGGAAUAUUGUGUGUUUGUGUUUGUGUGUGCGUUUGGCCGUUGAUCGCGUCUGACGGAAGCACAAAGAAAACAUAAGCGCAUGGAGAUAACUUUUAUAUACUAGGCGAGAGAAACCAAGUAGAUGUGAUGUUUGCAAUCGUCUUUUAUAAGAAUACCAAAAAGCGAGUCAAAUGAGGCAUCGUGUGUUUGUGUGUGCAUUUGGACAACGCGUCACACAGACAAAGCGCAGACACACUUGCAUCUUUUAUAAGAAUACCACAAAGCGCGUCAAAUAUGAGGCAUCGUCUGUUUGUGUGUGAGUUUGGACAUCGAUCCCAUCACACUGAUGAAGCACACACACUCGCGUCUGUCAGGAGAUUUAGGCACGAGUAAACAAGUAUGUGAUGAUUGCACAUGUGCAAUCGCAUCUUUAAUAAUGAUACCACAAAGCGCUUCAAAUAUGAGGCAUUGUGUGUUUGUGUGUGCGUUUGGACGUCAAUCGAGUCACACUCGCGUCUGGAGAUAACUUUAGUUACAGUCACGAGUAAACAAGUAGAUGUCAUGUUUCCAGCACUCGGAUUAAAACUCAACACAGCAGUGAAUGGCUGCAGAGACGGAAUGUCCAUUGACUGUGGGGUUGACUAAUGAAUAUGGAUGAUCUCUGCUCUUCUCUUCAAUGGAGCGGGGCGUGGCUCAUUAUAGAUAAUGAAGCAACAGAAGAAAGACGGUACAUCUCUCUCUUCUAAUACAGUUAACAACGAAUUACAAUAUUUGUUUUCGAUUUCACUUACAUUUUCCAAAAGCAGACAUUCCAAGCAUUAUGUAGACAUUUAUCUUUUGUUUCUAUGACAAGUAUUCGUUAAGUUACAGUAAAUUUUUCUGAUGUGUUUCUGAAAGGACUUCACUGAGGGAGAGAGGACAAAAUGCGCAUCAUGUUUAUUUUCUUAAUUUUGCGAAAAGCACAACAUGCUGUUUUUAUUGGGAGUGGACAGAAAAAAACUAGACAAUUUAACGUUUUAAAUGAUGUAUAAAUCAUAUCUGUAUGUCCAAAAUCAGCAGAGUUAUCUAAGUCUCUUUGGGGAGUGAUUGAAAAAUAAAGAGUUUGCGGCGCCCACGCCAUAGCCGACCCCAGAGUGUUAAACAGCCACAUCACAGGAGAACAAGUGAACAGUGUCCCAAUGUCAAGUCAGCUAGUCCUUACUAGUGCCCAAACCUGCAUACACAUUCUCAACAUCGGGAGAUUGGGAACGAAUUGAGACACUCCCCGAGCAGCAACCGCAGGCGGCUACAGUGAUCGGGUGCGCCAAGGUUAUUUUCGUAAACGAAAACUGAAACUAAGACUAAAACUAUCAGCUAAAAAACAUUUUCGUUAACUGAAAUAAAAUUAAAAAUUCAUAAUAAAUGAAAAACUAAAACUAAACGAAAUGAGCAACAGUUAUUUAAAAACUAACUGAAAUAAAAUAAUUAUUAUCAAAAAUAAGUAUUCGUUUUCGUAAUUAAUAAGCUCUCAUCCUGUGGCGGAAAAUCUGAACAGGCUUUAUAAUAGACCCCUUAAUCGCCUACGUCACUUUGACGUCACUGCUCUAGCUGGAGGCAAAACAUACGAACUCAUAGCAGGCGCGCUAAAAGUGUGAGGUUUUGACUUUAAAAUGUCAUCGUCUUGUGUUUUUGGCUGCCAAAAUAGAAGUAACAGCACUUUCGUUCAAAACUAAAGUUAUACCGGACCCCGGCAGACAUUCCUUCACAGAAAUAAAGAAGACAAUUGUGGUUGAAUGGACGGAGACGAUCGCAAAUAAUGCUCGUGUUGGCAGUGCACACUUCAUAUCAGGUAAAAUAAUCUAUCCAUAUGUAUUGGUGUGUUGGUCUUAUCUAGUACAAAUCAGAACGUUUCUGUUUUAUAGGUGAUAAGUCAACCGUCAGUGCACUAGCUAGCUUAAAUGUUAAACAAACAAUAGAUGUGUGUGCCAUCCUUUGAAUGAUCUCUUAAAAUAAUCCCCAUUGCUAAUCAUAGUUAGCCCAGCGAUAGGUUACAUUAGACAACAAGCCUUGACAAAAUUCCCCAAACCAGCCGAAAAUACUUCAUAUGUAGGAAAUAUCCAAAACCUGGUUUAAAUGUUUCCAAGGAGAACAAGAUACAAGAACUAACUGUUAUAGAGUUAAUUUACAAAAAUAGCUGUCACGCAGAGUCAGUAACUUUACAUAUUCGGACAAUUCCGAACCUUCUUCUGCAUCUAUGUUUAAAGGGGCCAUAGCAUGAAAAUGUUAGCAUUGCCACUUUGUAGGUUUGAGCAAAAAUGUGUCGUUUUGGGUGUGUUUUUUAAAAUGCAAAUGAGAGGAUGAAGUGCAAACACUGAUCACAAUGAUGGUGGUUUGUUGUAAUUCAAACUCAUUUGUGCUGUCAAGUCCUUCUUUUCUCUCUCUUUCUCUCUGCACUAAAUGGCAGUGCAGUGGUUGGAUAGUGCAGAUUAAGGGGGCGGUAUUAUUCUAAUAAGAUAUCCUUAUGACAUCAUAAUGAAAGCCAAAUUUCAAUGACCUAUUUUUGCUCACACCUACAAAGUGGCAAUGCUAACAUUUUCAUGCAAUGGCCCCUUUAAUAAAUCCCUCCUAAAAUGUGCUAGCUUACGCUUGUCAGCAUUGCGUCCGCGACUCUUUUUGCCUCCAACUAAUCCCCGCCCACCCGGAGACGUUGCAAUGUUUACAAACUUUUAAGGAGUCUUUACUUGUAGAUGGCGCUUUAUGAUGGUGAGGUUAGCUGAGGAUGACAGCAACCUCAGUUAACUGAUAAUAUGUCAGACAGUCUAGCUGCUGUUAGCUGCUAAACUAUAAUUACUAAAACUAUAACUGAAACUAAAUAAAAUAAAAACUAAAUAGAAAUGUUUUUGCAAAAUAAAAACUAAACUAAAACUAACAAAACCAUUCAUGAAACUAACUAAAACUAAACUUAAAUUUAAAGCAAAAUUGGAAACGAUACUAAAAUAAAAACUAAUUUAAAAAAGCAAAACUAUAAUAACCUUGGGGUGCGCCGCUCUAAUUUGCCCGUGUAGAACGUUGCGUCGCAUUAGUUCCGCUUUUGCCGCUCGCGUGUAAAAUCAAAAUAAAUGUAUACUUUUUUAUUUGGUCAGCACGGGGUGGCCACAGGGGUGGCCAGGGACAUGUCUACAAGGGCACGGGCCACCUUUGGCCUCCGUGUAGAACCGCCACGGGGGAGGACCACAUAAUUGUGGCUUCCCAACAUACCAUGGCUAUGUUCCCUGGCCAUUUGCCUGUGGAGCUGGCAUCUUUACAGGCUGCUGAUCCAGUGAUUAGCGAGGUCCUGAGAUUCUGGAAAGACAGGAGGUAUCCUGGCCCAGAGGAGCGACGGAACAUGUCUAGACAGGGUUUGGUCCUGUUGAGGCAGUGGAAACGUCUAGCCGAGCAAGACUGAGUCUUGUAUAGAAGGGUGAUGCGUCCAGAUGGUAAGGAGGAGACUUUACAGUUGGUUUUGCCGACCGUGUUGAAAGUGGAAGUUUUGACCCAACUCCAUCAAAACCAUGAUCAUCAAGGUGUGGAACGCACCCUUGAACUGGUGCGGCAGCGAUGCUAUUGGCCUAGUGUUGCAGAAGAGGUGGCCCAGUGGUGUCAGCGGUGUGAACGUUGCCAAGUGGCAAAAGAAACACGGCCACCUGCUCGGGGGCCUAUGGGCCAUUUGUUGGCUUCUUGCCCAAACGAGGUCAUCGCCAUCGAUUUUACGAUAUUAGAACCAUCUAGUUCAGGGGUAGAACACGUGCUAAUAAUGACAAACGUUUUUAGUAAGUACACUGUUGCUGUUCCAACUCGUGAUCAGCGGGCCGAGACUGUGGCACGAUUGCUAGUGACUGAAUGGUUCUGUAAAUUUAGCGUUCCCGCUCGGCUCCAUUCGGACCAAGGUCAAAAUUUCGAGUCUGGGUUAAUUGAGCAGCUAUGUGCUCUUUAUGGGGUUAUCAAGUCACGGACCACUCCAUACCACCCAGCAGGAAACAGGCAAUGUGAACGGUGUAAGAAAAAAUUAUGAGGAGGACUUUGAAGAUCUCAAUCAAAAAGUAGUUUAUUCAAUCGAAGCAGUAGCAAAGUACAUGAAGCACUCUGGGUUCAUCGGAGUUGGAUUGAACCCUGAGCAAAGUCAGUCUUAAUACUUUAUAGUUUCAAACCUGUUUUCCCACCCCUAAUGCUAAUGAAGUAUCCCUUUAAAUGUAAAUUAAGACUAAUACUACAAAUGACCCCUAUGUCUCCCACUGUGCCUAAAUGGGUCCUGGGAUUUGUAUGAUCAGGCUAUCUUAGUACCCAACUGUGUGCUCAACCAAGUGGUCAGAUAAUGUUUAGAUAGAUGUCUUUUAUUAUCAUGAACCCCUUUUUGAUCUGUGUUAGUUCGAGAAGUCUCACAUUUGCUCCCAUACUACUAGUAAGAAAGUAUUACUUCAGGUUAUAUAAUUGUAUUGCUUGAACUGAGAUUACCUUUUAUGAUUAUCAAGCCUUUUAGAGGGAUGAGCUUGUUUCAACAUCUAAAUUGGAGUGGAAUCUUUGUCAAGGCUGACUAUAAAUUCUUACAACGGUUUAACCGUACACUUCACAACCUCUUGGGGACCCUUCCGAGCUUGAGGAAGCGAGAUUGGGUAUCGUGCCUUCCUCAAUUGGUAUUUAGUUAUAAUACUACUCCUCAUCAUACUACUGGAAUGUCGCCACAUUUUUUUAUGUUUGGCCAGGAGGCACGAUUACCUGUAGAUUUCUUGCUGGGAAGGGUUGCUGAGCCCAUAGAAGGGGAGGUACAUGAGUGGGUGUUGGAGCACCAGACUCGAUUACAGGUAGCUUUCAAGGGAGCUCGAGAACAACUGCAAGUUGCAGCAAGGAAGCGGAAAGAGCAGCAUGAUCAAUUAGUUCGGGAUUCUGCGCUUGUGGUAGGCCAGUUGGUAUACCUUCGGAAUUAUGGGGUCCCCAUACCAGAUCCUGCGAGCUCCCGAGGAAGGUGGCGUAGUAUAUACUAUUGCUCCUGUUGAUUAUAUGACCCAAGUACGAACGGUAUAUCGUUCUCUGAUUAAGGGACGGUUUGGAUCUGAGUCAGAAGCUCAGGAGGAACUUGAGCCCAGGCCAGAUUUAGAAGAGAACCUGCCUGUUCGGGAGGAAGGUUCUUUUCAUUUGGAAGAGGAGGAUGUAGAUCUGGCGGGAGUUGUUAGAGUGUCCCCUGGGCGUUUAGAGCUUAUGAUGCAAGGCCAUUCUCAGGAUUGUGAGAGGGAUAUUGUACCCCCCUAAGAACUGGCACGAUGCAAGUGGAGGCUUCCCUAUCGGUUGAGGGAGGUAAGGACUGGCCGAUUCUCCUCGUGAGGUUAGGAGUGUGGUUAGGAGGACAAGUCGAGUUACAGCAGGCCAGCAUUCCAAUGUGAAUCGCCUUCCUAGGCCUGUUAUGGGGUCAAAUGGGGUAGUUAAUGCAGUAACUGUGCUUUUCAGGCCAUGGAAUUGAAGUGGUCCUGUGAUCACCGGGACGUCGAUCCAAUUCGAGGGGGGUAGAUUGUAGCAGCACUACCCAGAGACGGGCUGAAAAGGGCUUUAAUUAGAGACGGGUGCGCUUUAAUUAGAGACAGGUGCGCUAUGGGUGUAGGUGUACAUAAAAGGAAGGUUUCCAGCAUUGUUUGAGUGUGUUGACGGGUGGUUGCUGCUGCGACUUUGGACGUUAAAUGUCUGAUGCUUUCUUGGUGGAUCUUUGAGCUGUUUGGGACGAGCAUUUGAUUGUGGACUUGCUGCAUUUUGGGUAGGUCACAGUGUAUAAAUUAGUUUUUAUUUACGAUGAGCUGUUGACUACAUGCGCUUUGUUCAUUUGUCUUAGUAUUCCGGGCUGUAUUAUUCAUGCCGUGCUGUGGUGUAAGCAAGGCUGACUCUAUUAAUCAGGUUAUGCAGAGUUGGUCCAUCCUUUGACGUGUCAGCAUUGCUGACCUGCAAAUAAUCAGGUGGGUAUGCUACUGAUUUAUUGCAUGCCGAUUAUGAAAAUUCCAUCAUUAAUGCUGUACUCUUAUCAGCUUAAAGUGUUCCAGGGCUAUACGCUCAUAUGACACUGGGUAGUGUUGGACUUUAAGGCGUCCAUUGCAUGUUCAUAAUUUAGAGGAAAGGCACAAGAUACAAAUAUCUAAGUUCAAAUUUUUAUUGAUCAGAUAUGAAAAAGUUUUACAGCGCGCUGGAUCGUUUCAAGGCCACAAGCGGCAAGCAACGAAUGCCCAGCAUUUGGGAAAACAUUUCUUUAUAGAGUAUGUGACGUCGUCCUUCUUCUUAGAAUCUCCACCCACAAAGGCUGCUUUUCCUCAUGAAUCUGACUCCCUCACCACACCCAAUUUCAGCCUGCCGGCGAAGACAGACACACAGACAAAGAAAAAACAAACUGUUCCCCGCUCAUCCUUGAGGGCCCUGCAGUUCCUCCCUAGUACUCCUCCACUUCACAUAUGGUUGACUUCACAUAGCAUGUUAUAAUGCUUUCUUAAAAACAAAUCAUUAACAAAACAUUCAUUUAUAAAAAACAUAAGCUGUAAGAUGAAAGUGAUUAUUAUGUAAAACAUAUUUCAAUAUCAUGACAUCAUUUCAUUAUUCGUAAAAUUGGUUAUAUGAAUAAGGCACACAUUAACUUCUUUAGAUAGAUAAACACAUAUUAAAUCUUUUAUUGCAAUACUACUUCUAAGGAAACACUUUAAUCAUUAUUAAAAACCAUCUGUUAGGAAAGAAAACACACACACACACACGCACGCACGCACGCACGCACGCACGCACACACACACACACACACACACACACACACACACACACAAAGAACAAGCACAGGAGAUUCUGUUCUUCAAGGUUGAGCUGCCAUGCCCCCAUUAAGUUAUUCUUUAUGCAACCUUCAUUUCAUUGGUUAAUACAAAUUUAUCAAAGACAACAUCUUAUAUUUAUUACAUCAAUUAUUUAAUGAUUAAUACUGAUUAAGUAAGAAAUACAUUGCAUAUUUUAUCCUGUGAAUAUUAAAGCAUUGGUUAAUAACAUGGUUGCCUGUUUACUUUUCCCCCUCAGGCCUCUCUCUUAUCUUAACAAUUUCCAGACGUACAUUCCUCAGCAUAUGCUGUUUCCCCCAACCGAAACCACACAGACAACUUUCUUGUACUCAGCACAGAAAUCAUUGUUGUAAUAAUACACAUUAAUUAAGAUUAUAAACAGUAGGGCUGUGUUGAAAAAAUCGAUUCAUCGAUUCUGAAUCGAUUUUCAUGUUUAUUUCUAAAGAUCGAUCCUUAACUCAGAGAAUCGAUUUAAUAAUUAAUAACUUAAACUUGCCGCGUCAUUGAAUUCACGCAUGCGCGAGGUGGAAGGACAUUAAAACAACGAACAUAGCAGUCAGUAACGUUAAGCAAGCGGUUGUUUUGAAAACUCUAGAAAUGCUCAAAGCUGCGAUCUAUAUGUAAAAUAAUCCACUCAUAACAAAUAUACGAGUUAUUUGUGUUAUUUUUAUAAUAAGCGCCAGUAAAUCCACCGCAGGUCUCCAGCGAAACUCUCUCUGUCCCUCCCUCUGUGCUCAUGCAGCCGGUCUCUGACGGGCAGAGGUUUCUUGAGGCGCGCGCAACGGGACACCAAAUAAAGAGUUCUUCUUACACAUAAUGCUUAUAGUUGUGAAGUUUUCUGAACUUUAAGCAAGCUAAGACAAAACUUGCAUUUAUAUCAGUGACACGUGCGCUGCUGGAGCAUUAGUUUGACGCCUAAUUCGCUUAUAGUACAAACAUCUUUGAUCAGAAAGACGAGAAAGAGACGCAAAUGUUAAGGUCUAAUAGAAAGUAAAGAGCAUCAAGACCUUAAAACAGACUUCAUCACAUUAUAGCACCCAUCAUAAUAUAUAUAUCUAGAGCUCCGACUCUCAUAUACAGGUAUUUAUCCUGUCUGUAGGUUUGUGCAUAUAUUUAUACCUGUUCAUUUUACAUACUGCCUAUUUUUUUAUGUAAUGUAUGCAUAAAUACAAAAUACAAUGCAUACUAUAGCUUCAAUAGUCUACAAAAUUAAUAACUCAAUUAAAAACAAGAUUCUGUCUAUCAAGACUUGUUGUUAUCCUCUGGGCAUUUUCACUUUAACAUUAUUUACUUUAAAUUGUCCAUAUUUUAAAACUGUGGUGAGCAGUUAAAAGCUAGAGUGAGUGGCAAAUAACUGCACAUUUUUAUAAUCCAAAAACAAUAUAAACUGAAAAACAUGUAUAUUAUGAAAUAUACAGUUACCAUGAAAUAAAAUGACUCAUUCUGUGGAAUAGAUUUUUGGUCAUCCCCCCCCCCCUAUCUUGCACCAUUUCGGGCUUUUUUUUAAAACACUUAUCUAAAUCUCGAAGAUGGGAUCAGAUCGGAUCGAAUCGAAUCGAACAAUGAUAAUCGAUUCAAGAUCUUGAGAAUCGGAAUCGAAUCGAUUCUUGAAAUUUGAAUCGAAACCCAGCCCUAAUAAACAGCACGAUUAGUAAAACAAAAUCAAAUCCCACAGUAGCUGAUUAUGACCCAGUGACCCAGCUUCCCCUUCUUUUUGGUUCUUUGUUAUUAUUAUUUUCUCUUUUUUUGUUUGAGUACCUGCCCGGUGGCGUACAUUUCUGCGACGCCUGGUCCACCCCUUCAUUUGUGCUGUCCUGUUCCUGGGAAUAAUUGUGGGACAGGGUAUUAACUCGUGUGGGUAUUCGCCACCCCCGUAUUGUUUCAACCGGAGGAGGUUUGCGUGGUUGUAUGGUACAUUUGUGGUCAUGUGCAUGAGUUUAGUUAAAGUGUGUGUGUGUGCGUUACUUAUAGUGUGUGUAUAGUGUGAGAAGGACACGUUGUUUAAUGUGUGUGUGUGUGUGUGUGUGUGUGUGUGUGUGUGUGUGUGUGUGUGUGUGUGUGUGUGUGUGUGUGUGUGUGUGUGCGUGUGAAUUAAAUUACGAUAUGAUUUAUUUUGUUUUUUUGUUUAUUUGAUUUAAUAUUGGUUUCACAAGUUAGUUUUUAUUGGUUAUUUUGUGGAGCGUGGUAUUCUAUUCAACUGUUAGAUCGGUCGGGGAGGAGUGUAACUUUUUUAAAUAUUUUUUUUUGUAAUUAUUCACUGAGUGGUUUGAUGUGUAACUUUUUGUUUCUUUGAAACACUUGUGGUUAAGUGAGCCCAAAGAAACUUGUAUUUAAAGUGUGUGGUGAAGUGGAAAUUUGUUUUUCUUUAUUUCUCCCUGUUAUCCGAUCUGAACUUUUUGAUGUCUGGGACCUAAUCUAGUGUUUUUAAAUGAAGCUAGCUUCACUAGUCUUGUGCUAACGAUAUUACAUUCAAUUGCGGUUUUACUCUGUAUAAAUAAAGUGGUGUUAUUUUUUGGUAUUCAUGUCUUCUCUGAAUCUUUGUGGGAACUAACCUAUGUGCCAUUAUUUAUAUUUCCCUGGGUGCAAUUCCCAGGGUGGCGUAGUCUGUGUUACAAAGACUUAGGUGUUUACAUAAUCUUUAAGAGGUUCCAAAUAGUACAUUGUUAAGGGUAAAUUGUGUUUAGAAUAACACCUUUGGGUGCCACACUAAGAAAUCUGUUUGCAUCUUAAGGCCUUCUGCAGGAAGUGGUCACUGACAAUGGACCCCAAUUAACAUCCAGGGCAUUUGACGAAUUCUUACUAAAUGGGGUAAAGCACACAAAAUUACCUGCCUAUCACCCCUGCCUCUAAUGGGCUAGCUGAAAGGUUAGUUCAGAACCUAAAAAAAGCACUUGCAAAGAACAGAGCAGGUGGUGGUAUGACACUGUGUAACUAAUUUUUUGUAUAGCUAACGCAAUACACCUCAUAGUACUACUCACAAGACACCUGCUGAACUAUUCCUCAAGAGAGCUGUUCGGACCAGAUUAUCUCUUAUAAAACCACAGUUCUCGCAGGCUUUGAGGUGUAAGCAAUCUGAAAAAAAUGAGAAGCCUUGUAAGGUCAGGACCUUCACUACUGGUCAAAAGGUUUUGGUAAAGAAUUACAGGGGAGGAGAGAAAUGGUUGGAGGGUACAAUUUCAAAAGUGUUGGGCCCAGUAACUUACAUGGUUGAUGUAAAUGGAAACUGUGUAAAGAGGCAUGUUAACCAAAUGUUACGUUGUAAAAUUGUGUGUAACAAAGGUGCUGGGGAUCCAGGACAGUUUCCUUAUACAGGAAGGAACUUGGACCCUGAUGAAAUUGACAUGGACAUUGAUAAGGACAAUGAAACUGUCAAUCCAGAAACUGAGACUGAAUUGGUAGCUGAUUAGGCAAUAGAGUUGUCAGCUACUGUGGCAGAAACUGAAAGGUUGUCAGAAAACAACCGUCCUGUUCGAAAUAAGCGUGUUCCACAAAGGUUGAAUUUGUUAAAAAAAAAAGUCUACAUAGUGAUUGUGUAGGAUGUAUAAAAGAGUAUGGAAAUGUUCAGAGAUUGUUUUGGUAACAAAGAGUUUGAAAAAUUUGUUUUUCAGAGUUAAGUGAGAAAUAAGAUUACAAGGGAGGAGCUGUGGUGUUGUACACCAAAAUAAUGUUAUGAUUAAGAAUAUGGUAAUUUUCUUACCAUCAAAAUAACUUAUAUCUUAGUAAUAUCUUACUUUGUUGCCAUACACUGUAAGCCCGAACAGUACUACUAGCUUAUAAAGACUAAGGUCCCUACAGUUAAAAUCUCUUGCUGAGUUAAUCCACCUUUAAACUAUUCAUGUCUAUGAACAAAUAUGUAUUUUUAUGUUUGUGUGGCUCAGCAUUUCUGAGUGAACACCUCUGGUUCACUCACUAUGUUUAAGUGUACUGUCGAUCACGUGAUAUGACAUCAUGACGUACGGCUCUUAUCUGACGUUACCUGAAAAAUCUAUCCAAGAUGGCUACCCUCUCGAGCGACGUGGGAUCGAGCAUGAAACAACUUGUAAGUAAACCAAAACACUUCAAAACUACUUUUCCUGUUGUAACAUUGUAAGAAUACCAUAUUCCACGUGAUAUUUGACUGUAAGACAAGGCUAUUUUCAAUACAUAAGUUGCAAGCGCGCAACUUCACCGUGCCGCGAGCAUGCGCCGAAAACGAGAUUUCCCUUAGUCCGCAUGCUAUUAUCAUGUGUACUGUUAAUGUUGUGUACUGUUCAUGUGUACUGUUUACUGUUAAUGUUGUGGCAAGGCAAUUAUGUUGACUUCAUUGGUAAGUUACAUUAACACUUGAAUUUUUUUAUCAUAUUUUGUAUCAUUUAUUUGUGAAGAGGUUGAUUGCAUAAUUUGACUGGUUUCAUAUUAAUUGUUUUGUCUUUGCCCACAGGACCAAGUUUGUCUUUGCCCACAGGACCAACUCCAAAUAUUAAAAGAAGUCUGACCUUUCUGUGAUUUGUCCCUCAGAAGAUGGCAGCAACCCCAACAUUUCUGCUGCGUGUUUAUGUUACCACAGAUGUUGCUAUAAAGGUAACUUUGACUGAGCGACCAGAGUCGGUGAUAGAGCUAAUCAACAUACUGCGAGAAAAAGCCAAGCCAAGGCUGGACUUUGAGUUUACCUUGCAUUAUGAGGAUCCUGACUUCGGUAGUUGAUAUUCAAGAGUUACCAGAGAAAGCAACAUUAAAAUUAUCAGAUCAGAAAGUGAUACCAGCUCAUGUGCAUCUUGUGAUACAGACAUUCUUCCUCUUGUGCCUAUAAGCCAGCGUCAGAAAUCCUGCCCUGACAUCUUUCCUGUGCCAACUUUUUCUUAUGAAGUUGAGCAUGUGCUUGAAGAGGGAAACCGUACCUUUGCAACUUCUGGAAAGACACUGAAAUUAACCAGAUCCCAAAAGCACAACAUCUUGGAGAACAUGGCCACAGUAAUGUUCAACUUUAAACCUUACCCAUGUGACAAUGAUGUGGGUAUGGCAGCUGAAGCUCUUGUUACAGCUCAUCCUUGCCUUAAAGAGCCUGGAAGUGUGAGUGGAUGGUAUGGAUGGAAAAUGAGCCUGAAAUUUAAGAUGGGGGAUUAUCGUGCCAAGCUGUCAAGAUCUGGAUGUUUAGAAGUGUCUGUCAAUGCAGGUAAAAGGAGCAAAAAUAACCCUGACAAAGAGCACCCACACUCCAACAUAAAACAAGCCAGACGAGCUGAAGUGAACUUCCUUCCAAACUUUCCCAAGGAAGAAGGUCAGGCCAGUUUGGAAGAAAUGAGACUGCAGAUUAUGGACGAAGUUCAGAAGAGUCAGCAAAAUCUAUGCUUAAUAGAAAUGCUAAUGCAGAAGACCUUUGCCCUUCGUCGCCAGGAGAUUAUUCAGGAAAACCCAAAUGUGAAGGACUUCUUGGGGAAAUGGCCGGCUCUUCGGAUUGAAUCACAGUUCUAUGCUGUGCUUGACCAACAUACAGCUGGACUGGUGGCAUUGUAUAGGCAGAAGGCGGCACAAACCGGAAAAAUAUCAGAGGCGCUGCGUGACAUCCUAAAGGUUUAUGAUCUCCAGGAAGUGCGCGAUGUCAACAUGAAGGCUACUGUAGCCCUUCGUGCCCUCCCGGUAUACCUGUGUGAGGAUGACCCGCAGUUCUUUAAGACUUUGAAUGUGGAGGAGUCAGAUGAGCCAGGCAUCAUUGACACACCUGUUGCUCUUGUCACAGCAGUCACAGAUGACACUGCAGAUCAAGUUCAUUUCAGUCCUGCAAACAUUUCCAUUGUUGUGGAAGACAGUGUUCUGAUAAGUAAUAUCCCAAACUUGGCUGAUGCAUUUGCAUUGUUGUUUGGGUGGAUAUAUGGAUUGCAUUUGGACUAUCCCAAGAAACUCAUUCACACUUUUACAUUCAUCCAGAAAAUCCUAAUGGGACUUGAUGAUGGCAAACCACUUAAACCUUGCCUACUGAGUCUCAAAAAUGACCUGUUAAUGAAAGAGUAGGCUAACAUAAGAGUUGUGGAUCAUGUUGAUCUGUUUUGGGGUUCCGAGUAUGGUGACUUUAUAGUAUGUUGUUGAACACCACGUUAUUCAAAGCAUAUGAACCUGUUUACAUUUGAAGAGAUUAUGUAGUGUCCACCAAAUCUAAUGUAGUUGCUGCUGUUUAUACUUAUUGUUUGUACACUUGGUGCUCUGAAUCCUAAAAUCCUGCUUUUUAUAGGUAUUUACAAACAGGAUGGAUUUGAUGUCUUGAUUUCAUGUUUUGAUACGUUUAUUUUUUUAUUUACUUUUUUAAAUAUAAUUUUAUUUCAUUGGCACUUUAAUGGUCAUGGCUGUUACUAAUGCUGUUUUAAGAGAGGCCAUACUUUUUAUAUUAAGCACUUUAAGAUUCUCAGAUGCUGAUUAUCUUGUUCCUGUUUGAUACGUACACUUGGUGCUCUGAAUCCUAAAAUCCUGCUUUUUAUAGGUUUUUACAAACAGGAUGGAUUUGAUGUCUUGAUUUCAUGUUUUGAUACGUUUAUUUUUUUAUUUACUUUUUUAAAUAUUAUUUUAUUUCAUUGGCACUUUAAUGGUCAUGGCUGUUACUAAUGCUGUUUUAAGAGAGGCCAUACUUUUUAUAUCAAGCACUUUAAGAUUCUCAGUUGCUGAUUAUCUUGUUCCUUUUGAUAUGUAGAGAUACAUAUGUGUACACACACACACACACGCAUGCACACACACACACACACGCACACAAAUGCACAACGAUACACUAAAUAUGUUCAACAAGAUGUUAGUUAUAUAUCUAGAGCAGAGGUGUUUAGUUGUGCUGUGUCUCUGUAGAUUUUCAUUCCAACUAAAUACUUCACCACUGGUUAACAUACUCACAGCUAUUGUGUAGGUGGUCAAACUAGUAUGUGACUUGAGUGUCUUAGCGUAUCAUGGCACAUGAUUAGUCACCUCUGAGCUUGAACAAAGUUUUAAAACAAAAUGACUGCUGUUGAUGGUCUGAUGUUUGUAAGACAAUUUUAAGUCUGAUUAAAAGAAAAUGUACAACUGAAUUAAUUUGUUGUAGUUUUAACUUGUAAAUUUGAUUCGCUUGUGGGUUAUACACAAGUACAUUUUUUGGAUUAAAAUAAGUAUAGAUAAUUAUAUAAAUGUUCAUAUGUUAAACAAUAUUUUUA